GAUUAAUUGCCAGACCCACACUCUCUCUUACUCCUCUUUUCUCUCUCUACAAAUCUGCUCACUCUCGGCAGCUUCGCUGUCGUUUUCUUCUGUCACACUCCAUUUUUUAAUCUGCUCAUUUUCAUCAUUAGUUGAUAAUUGUAGCAUUGAUUUUCAGUAAUAAUAGCUGAACCCAUACUCUUCUAUAUAUUCAACGUACUUGUAAUAUCUCUCUAGAGAGAGUAAAUAGGAGAGAGGGAGACCGACAGCUGCUGGUUCGUCUCACUCUAUCCUCCUCCAUUUUCCGCAUCUGCGUUCCUGUCCCUCAUCUUGUAUCUGUGAAUGAUCUGGUGGAUUGUUGAUCGAGUGUGUUUAAUUGAUUACGUUAGAGAUUUUGUUCUGUAUCUCAGUGCCGGAGAUUGCGGUAGCCUUCGACUGUGAGGCGUGGGGGCAUUUUAGAGGUUCUGCGAAUGUUAAAAUCUGAGUGAAGCUCGUAUCUAGCUGACAGUGAAUCAAUCGAUCUCAUCGAAGCUAAGUGGCAAUGGAAUCUGAAGCAGCGACCAAGGGGAAGACCUUGAAGAACAUGGGAAGUCAGGUCUGUCAGAUAUGUGGUGAUGAUGUGGGCUUGACUGUUGAUGGUGAACCUUUUGUUGCUUGCAAUGUCUGCGCAUUUCCUGUUUGCAGGCCUUGCUAUGAAUAUGAGAGGAAGGACGGUAAUCAGUCUUGCCCUCAAUGCAAAACCAGAUACAAGAGACAUAAAGGAAGUCCUGCAAUUCGUGGUGAUGGAGAGGAGGAUGGUGCUGCUGAUGAUGAUGCAAGUGAUCACCAUUUCUCUGAGAAUCAAAACGAGAAGCAGAAGAAUUCAGAGCGUAUGUUGAGUUGGCACAUGACUUAUGGGAGAGGGGAAGAUGUUGGGGCACCAAAGUACGAUAAGGAGGUCUCUCAUACCCACAUUCCUUUGCUAACAAAUGGAACGGAUGUUUCUGGAGAACUGUCUGCUGCAUCUCCUGGACGUCUUUCUAUGGCAUCUCCUCCACCUGGUGUUACUGGAAAACCAAGGAUUGUGGAUCCAGUGAGGGAUUUUGGCUCCCCUGGCUUAGGCAAUGUUGCCUGGAAAGAGAGAGUUGAUGGCUGGAAGAUGAAGCAGGAAAAGCCUGUUGUUCCAAUGACUGCCAGCCAUCCUCCUUCAGAAAGAGGAGCUGGAGAUAUAGAUGCAAGCACAGAUGUGCUUGUGGAUGACUCUCUGUUGAGUGAUGAAGCAAGACAGCCCUUAUCAAGGAAGGUUUCUGUUCCAUCAUCAAGGAUAAAUCCUUAUAGGAUGGUUAUUGUGCUGCGGCUUGUGAUUCUUUGCAUCUUUUUACACUAUAGAAUAACCAAUCCUGUACCAAAUGCAUUUGCUUUGUGGUUAAUCUCUGUGAUCUGUGAGAUCUGGUUUGCAAUAUCAUGGAUUUUGGAUCAGUUCCCAAAAUGGCUUCCAGUAAAUCGUGAAACAUAUCUUGACAGGCUUGCUCUUAGAUAUGACCGCGAAGGAGAGCCAUCACAAUUAGCUGCUGUUGACAUAUUUGUCAGUACUGUUGAUCCUUUGAAGGAGCCUCCUCUGGUUACAGCUAAUACUGUCUUGUCCAUUCUUUCGGUGGACUAUCCUGUGGACAAAGUCUCAUGCUAUGUUUCUGAUGAUGGUGCCGCCAUGCUGACAUUUGAAGCUCUGUCAGAAACAUCAGAAUUUGCAAGAAAAUGGGUUCCUUUCUGCAAGAAGUACAAUAUUGAGCCUCGGGCUCCAGAAUGGUAUUUUGCUCAGAAGAUUGACUACUUAAAAGAUAAAGUUCAGCCAUCCUUUGUAAAAGAUCGUAGAGCUAUGAAGAGAGAAUAUGAAGAGUUCAAAAUUCGUAUAAAUGCACUCGUUGCUAAAGCCCAAAAAGUUCCUGAAGAAGGUUGGAUCAUGCAAGAUGGCACACCAUGGCCAGGAAAUAAUACAAGGGACCAUCCAGGAAUGAUCCAGGUUUUCCUGGGCCAAAGUGGAGGCCUUGAUAGCGAGGGUAAUGAGCUGCCGCGGUUAGUGUAUGUUUCUCGUGAGAAGCGUCCAGGUUUCCAGCAUCACAAGAAAGCUGGUGCCAUGAAUGCACUUGUUCGGGUGUCAGCAGUUCUUACUAAUGGACCUUUCUUGUUGAAUCUUGAUUGUGAUCACUACAUAAACAACAGCAAGGCCUUACGUGAAGCAAUGUGCUUUUUAAUGGAUCCAAAUCUAGGGAAAUAUGUGUGCUAUGUUCAAUUUCCACAGAGAUUUGAUGGUAUAGAUAGGAGUGAUCGAUAUGCCAACCGCAAUACUGUCUUCUUUGAUAUUAACUUGAGAGGUUUGGAUGGAAUUCAAGGCCCUGUAUAUGUGGGAACUGGAUGUGUCUUUAAUAGAACAGCUUUGUAUGGUUAUGAGCCUCCUCACAAACCUAAGCAUAAGAAACCUGGCUUCCUCUCGUCCUGUUUUGGUGGGUCAAGGAAAAAAAGUUCUAAAUCAAGUAAGAAGGGGUCAGAUAAAAAGAAAUCUAGCAAGCACGUUGAUCCCACUGUUCCUAUUUUCAGCUUGGAGGAUAUAGAGGAGGGUGUUGAAGGUGCUGGAUUUGAUGAUGAGAAGUCAUUGCUCAUGUCCCAGAUGAGCCUUGAGAAAAGAUUUGGCCAGUCUGCAGUUUUCGUUGCAUCUACACUAAUGGAGAAUGGUGGUGUGCCUCAAUCUGCCACACCAGAGACUCUCCUGAAAGAGGCCAUUCAUGUUAUAAGUUGUGGUUAUGAAGAUAAGACAGAAUGGGGAAGUGAGAUAGGAUGGAUUUAUGGUUCCGUCACAGAAGAUAUUCUUACCGGAUUUAAGAUGCAUGCUCGUGGCUGGCGAUCUAUUUACUGUAUGCCUCCAAGACCAGCCUUCAAGGGGUCUGCUCCAAUCAAUCUUUCUGAUCGUCUAAACCAAGUGCUUCGAUGGGCCUUGGGAUCUGUGGAAAUUUUAUUUAGCAGGCAUUGUCCGAUAUGGUAUGGCUAUGGUGGAAGAUUAAAAUGGCUUGAGAGAUUUGCAUAUGUCAACACAACAAUUUACCCAAUCACUGCCAUUCCUCUUCUGCUUUAUUGUACAUUGCCAGCUGUCUGCUUACUCACAGGGAAGUUCAUUAUUCCUCAGAUUAGUAACCUUGCUAGUAUCUGGUUUCUAUCACUCUUUCUCUCCAUCUUCGCAACUGGUAUACUGGAGAUGAGAUGGAGUGGGGUUGGAAUUGAUGAAUGGUGGAGGAAUGAGCAGUUUUGGGUCAUUGGAGGUGUCUCUUCUCAUCUCUUUGCUGUCUUCCAAGGAUUGCUCAAAGUUCUGGCUGGAAUAGAUACCAACUUCACUGUCACGUCUAAGGCCUCCGACGAAGAUGGAGAUUUUGCUGAGCUCUACAUGUUCAAAUGGACAACUCUUCUAAUACCACCAACGACUCUCCUCAUCAUAAACUUGGUAGGUGUUGUUGCUGGAAUUUCAUAUGCUAUCAACAGCGGAUACCAAUCGUGGGGCCCCCUCUUUGGGAAACUAUUCUUUGCCUUCUGGGUGAUUGUUCAUCUCUACCCUUUCCUCAAAGGUCUUAUGGGUCGCCAAAACCGCACACCCACUAUUGUGGUCGUUUGGUCCAUUCUUCUAGCUUCAAUCUUUUCAUUGUUAUGGGUGCGAGUUGAUCCAUUCACCACAAGAGUCACAGGCCCAGAUGUUGAACAGUGUGGAAUUAACUGCUAGUGUGGACAUGAUAUCUAUUCGAACAUUCGCCUCAGAGGCCUCCAAAGAAGCCUAAGUCCUAAAGGUAGUGAUGUGAUAAAUCACAUUUCUAUAUUCUGCUCACAUCUUGGUGUACUUUUUUUGUCCAUGUGAAGUUUCGGUUUUGUGCACAGAUAUAUAAGUUCUUCUGAGAGGGGUAAUUAUGAAAACAAAGAUGAUCAUAUUACAUCUUCCAAAGAGUCUUGGGAGAAGUCUCUGUAACUUAUGAGUAAACACUUGUCAUACUGUAAUGAAGUUCAGUCCGUCCAUUCGUUCAUUUAAUACACUACGUUUGUAAUAGUAUAGAACAGUUAACGGUUGGCA
This is a messenger RNA of Sesamum indicum (sesame), 4063 nucleotides long. RefSeq names its product cellulose synthase A catalytic subunit 3 [UDP-forming]. The record is from RefSeq and is a predicted model, not a curated record. Gene Ontology annotation, cellular component: membrane. Gene Ontology annotation, molecular function: cellulose synthase (UDP-forming) activity. Gene Ontology annotation, biological process: cellulose biosynthetic process. NCBI's taxonomy places the organism in Eukaryota, Viridiplantae, Streptophyta, Magnoliopsida, Lamiales, Pedaliaceae.